Molecule: messenger RNA, 8143 nt
Organism: Centropristis striata (black sea bass)
Lineage: Eukaryota; Metazoa; Chordata; Actinopteri; Perciformes; Serranidae
Gene: kdrl
Product: kinase insert domain receptor like
Exons: 30
Coding region: 481-4419 (1312 amino acids)
Biological process (GO): positive regulation of kinase activity; protein phosphorylation; multicellular organism development
Cellular component (GO): signaling receptor complex
Molecular function (GO): ATP binding; transmembrane receptor protein tyrosine kinase activity
Source: RefSeq, a predicted model, not a curated record
CGAAAGGGAGGAGAAAUUGUCCAAGGCGCGCAAAAAGGCAGGGGCUGAUUGAUCUGGCUUUUGUGGGCUACACCAGACACCAGUUAGAGGUUGAUAUAUAGCAGUCACUCAGCUUUUCAUUUUCACCAACCAUUACAUUGACUUCAUUUAACUUUUUUGUUCGAAAGCACCUGCCCCGAGGAUACAGCGAUACACCCGUCUCCUCUUUGCCGGAUCAGGAGUCGGACUUGCCAGCUGCGCAGGAGAGCUCCCCAGCGGAACGCGUCAUGGGAUACGGGGGAAUCGGAGCCGCUUUUUGCAUCCACACCUGAGGGUUUUGUGGAUUUACAACACGUUUUUUUAAAAGAAAAACAAGACUCUUUGACUUACUCGCUUCUAGAAGAAACUUUUGUCAGUCACUCAGAAUUUUAAGCCCCUACCAAGGACUCUUAUUACUUUAUUUCUAACACACGGUUUGGAUUUCGGAGAAGAGCUGGCAGGAUGGUCUCAGCCGAGUGCUUCACAUUGGUCGUUGUCAUCUUGUGUUGCUCAUCGCUCACAAAUGGACAUUUGGAGAGCGAGCACUCACCUAAGAUUCUGCCCUCUGAAAAUCCUCACAUUCUCCAUAAGGACGAUUCGUUACACCUCACAUGCAGAGGUCACGGCCUGCUGGACUGGACACUCGCUGAUCCGAGUCGAUCGAUGUCAUCAGAGGGGGUGAAGGUGGAGCCGUGUGACUCCAGACGUCACUCUCACUCUCACUGUAGCAAACUGACAGUUACAGGCUUGAUAGUCAACGACACAGGAAGGUACAUCUGUAAAUACUCCAAAAAUGGUUCAGACCACAUCACCUCGACCUACGUCUAUGUCAAAGAUCCCAGGCAGCCAUUUGUGAAGCCCCAUCAUCAGACGCCUGACGUCUUGUACAUCUACAGACAUGAGACGAGCCUGGUUGUCCCCUGCCGGACGUCCUUUCCUGAUGCUGUUGUUACGCUCAGAGCGCUCCGACCGCUUACAGAUAAGGUCAUUAAGGAAAUGGUUUGGGAUCCGGAGGUUGGAUUCAGGAUUCCCUACAAUCCCUCCACUGAGUACAGUAUGCUCACCUGUCACACCGUGGUUAACGGGAUUACAUUCAAUUCAGUUUACAUCCCAAGAAGACUGACUCUCGUUUUGAAUAAUGUAAAGAUUACCCCAGAACGUGUCAGAGUGUUGGUUGGAGACACACUGAUUCUCAACUGUACUGGUGAGACUUCCUAUAAUGGAAGAAUCAACUUCACAUGGGAUUUUCCAAAGCAGAAAGAAAAUCGUCAUUUUACGAACAAAUCUGAAGUCCACCCUGCAAUGGUUCUUGUGAUGAGCAAAUCUUUAAUCUUGCCUAACAUUACCAUGGAGGAUAAGGGGACGUACCGCUGCAGAGCCGAGCUCGAACCCACAAAACAAAAGAAUGUCACUGUAAAAGUUCAUGUCUAUGAGCAUCCAUUCCUUAACGUCUCCUAUAGGCAUGAGCGGCAUAGUACAGUGACAUUCAAAGGAGGUAGAAAAAGACUUGUGUUUGAGCCAAAGGUGAAUGCUCUGCCACCACCAGACAUGAUAGCAUGGUACAAGGAUGGUGUCCUUAUCAACAGGAGUUCCACCUGUUACAAGAUGUCUGGUUUCAACUUGAUCAUCACUGAUGUGCAGGGGAAGGAUAAUGGGGUCUUCACUAUAAGCCUGGGUAACCAAGUGAAGGGGCUGCACAGGAAUCUGAGCUACACGCUGGUAGUAUAUGUGAAGCCAACCAUAUUAGAGGCAGAGCUUGCCUCUGUGGACGUGCAGCCCUACAUGUUCAGCAAACAGCAUCAGCUACCCUGCACUGCCUAUGGAGUGCCCUUGCCAAACAUCACUUGGUUCUGGCAACCAUGUCACUCAGAUCCUGCCCAUAUAAAUUGCAUUGCUCACACCAAGCCAACCCCGGUCUACAUGAACGACAGGCCAAAUGACACCCACAACUGGAUUAAGAGCAUAAACAUCAAGCCUGAACUGGUUAAAGGAAAAAACAAGACUGUGAGCACCCUGGUGAUAGGAGAGGCUAAAAUGUCAGGAAAGUACACCUGUGUGGCUCACAAUGAAGUCGGCAACAGCACAAUGACGUACUCUUUCUACGUUGCUGAUCAACCUGAGGAAAUUACCAUUGAACCUAGGGCGGCCAUCGAGGGGGAUGACGUCAAUCUGACCUGUCGGGCAGCUCGCUACCUCUACACAGAUCUACAGUGGUUGGACUCCAGGAAUCAAACAGUCACUUCAAACGUGUCCAGUCUCCAAAUCAGCAACUACUCCAUUUCUAUUUCUCUCCAUCUCCAUAAUGUGUCCCAAAAGAGAGUUACAGGUUACAAGUGCCAAGCAUACAAGCUACACAAGAGGGUUGAACUCAAGCCUGCAGCACUUAAUGUGGACGUAAGAAAACGCCCCUGGCUGAGUCAAAAUCUGACUAAUCGAGAUGUGAACAGUAGCAGCACCCUGAUGCUUGCUUGCUUCGCAGAGGGAGUUCCUCGUCCGCACAUCAUGUGGUACAAAAAUAGCAUUCCGGUGGACGGAGGCCCAGGUAUUACUCUGGGAGAGGACGGGAUUCUGACCAUCGAGAGGGUGAAGAAAGACGACGAGGGUCUGUACGAGUGUGUGGCCAGCAAUGUUGAGGGAAUCGCAAAAACAAGUGCCGUGGUGACCGUGGUCGGGGAUGAAGGGAAGCCAAACGUUGAGGUCAUCAUUUUGGUGUGUACGGGAGCUGCGGCCACGUUCCUCUGGCUGAUGCUCAUCCUCUUCAUCCGCAAGUUAAGGAAGCAACCAGCACACUAUAAGAUGGGUCCGUCUAUCAUUAUUGACCCUGACGAGUGUCCCCUCGAGGAGCAGAAUGAUCUUCUCCAGUAUGACAGCAGCAAAUGGGAGUUUCCCCGCGACCGCCUGCGACUAGGCAAAACUCUUGGCCACGGAGCUUUUGGAAAAGUGGUGGAGGCCUCUGCCUUUGGGAUUGACAAGCUCUCAACCUGCAAGACUGUUGCUGUCAAAAUGUUGAAAGGAGGUGCUACGUCUAAUGAGCGUAAAGCUCUGAUGUCAGAGUUAAAGAUCCUGAUCCACAUCGGCCAUCACCUGAACGUGGUCAACCUGCUGGGAGCCUGCACGAAGCCCGGAGGCCCGUUGAUGAUGAUAGUGGAGUUCUGCAAAUAUGGAAAUCUGUCCAACUAUUUGAGAAGCAAAAGAGAUGACUUCCUCGUCUACAAGAGCCAGGACGGGAAGGUGGUGUCCUCUGGAUCGCGCUGCGAGCUGAGCGAGCUGAUGAAGCGCCGCCUGGAGAGCGUGGCCAGCACAGGAAGUUCAGCCAGCUCUGGCUUCAUCGAAGAUAAGAGCUACUGCGACUCAGAGGAAGAGGAAGAAGAAUCUGAGGAUUUAUACAAGAGAGUCCUGACGUUGGAAGAUUUAAUUUGCUACAGUUUCCAAGUUGCAAAAGGCAUGGAGUUCUUGGCUUCACGCAAGUGCAUCCAUCGUGAUUUGGCUGCAAGAAACAUUCUGCUUUCUGAGAAUAAUGUUGUGAAGAUUUGUGAUUUUGGACUCGCCAGAGACAUCUACAAAGACCCGGACUACGUGCGCAAAGGAGAUGCCAGACUGCCGCUGAAGUGGAUGGCACCUGAGGCCAUUUUUGACAAGAUCUACACGACUCAGAGUGACGUUUGGUCCUUUGGUGUCCUCAUGUGGGAGAUCUUCUCUCUGGGUGCCUCCCCGUACCCUGGGGUCCAAAUUGAUGAAGAAUUUUGUUGCAGGCUGAAAGAGGGGACCAGGAUGAGAGCGCCAGAGUACUCUUCUUCUGAAAUAUAUCAGACCAUGCUAGACUGCUGGCAGGGAGAACCACAGGACCGACCCACCUUCACUGAGCUGGUGGAACAGCUGGGAGAUCUGCUUCAGGCCAGCGUGCAACAGGAGGGGAAGCACUACAUACCGAUCAACACAGCCCUGCUGGGGAAGGUGGGUGACCCGUCCACCACAGUGGAGUCAGAGGAGACGCCCACACGGCCUGUUUCCCACCGCGACUCAGGGAGCACCUGGAACAUCAAGAUCCGUCCAGCUAGUGUGAAAACCUUUGACGAAGUUACCAUGGGGGAUGAGACAAUUGAGAACCACCAGGGCGGUCAGUCAGACAGCGGGAUGGGACUUUCAUCUGACAACAUGGAGACUCUGAAGCGCCUUGAAUCAUUGGCAGGCCGACCCCUGAGCAUCAUGGCUUUGGCGAUGAAGGCAGUGAGUAAGAGUAAAGAGUCUGUGCUGACUGACACAGAGAAGGAGAAGUUUCAACCCACGGUCCCUUCUCUGGACUUCAGUCUGGACGACUCGGCCCUGGACGCCAGUCUCGAGUGUCACAGCCCUCCGCCUGACUACAACUACGUGGUUCGCUACUCCACCCCGCCUGUGUAACCUCGCGCUCCGGCCCUGGAGAACCUGAGUGAGCCUCGAGGCCUUUGCUUUGUUCUCCUCUGUUUGGACUCUUAUCUCGGGACUGUAGCAAAGUUUGAGAGGAACUCACACGAGAUUCCCUCCAAGAAUCUACUCAACUGCAACUUCCAACUUCCAGGGCGUCUGCCGAGCAACAAAAGGAAACCUGUGGACUGUUGAUUCCUGUCCAGUUUUCAGACGCAGGCUGACGUUAAUGCUGCUGGUCCAUUCCACAUUCACUGUGAUAUGUCAAACAGCUGGAAACAGCCUCAGGUAUUUCUUUCAUCUACUGUGAAAACACCGCAAUGAUUCCCACUUCACCACAAAUCUGAUUAAACUACAACCUUUGAUGACUAACAGCAACUUCCAGAAAAAAAAGAGAAAGGACAGAUGACGCCUUUCAAGUUUUUUAUGAGACUUUUUUUUUUUUUUAAAGUCAAAACUGGAUAUGUAAUUUGUGAAAAAAGUUUUUAGUAUUUUUGGGGAUACAUGAACUCAUUUGAAGGUUUUCUAAAGUAGAUGAACAACAGUAUAACCUUGAUUAUUAAUCAUAAUAAAAAGUCUCUUAAUUGCUCCUUUAAAUGGAAAAUAGCAGCUCAAAUAACUCAGGUUGACCCAGAGUGACUGUCAUGUCGUGGUGGAUGUUUUUGAAGCUCUCACAAGUUAAUGGAGGAAGCAGAGUAAAGCUGAGAGUGAGACCAGACGGCUUCAGAUUUAACAUCACAACUCGACCGUGAAAUCAUUUAAAUGAGGAGUUACUGUAAAUGUAGAUUCCUCCUCCGGCCCCAGUCAGGGGCCAGAUGCAUCAGAUACUGUGUAUAUUUAAGACUGUGUGUACACACAAAGACAGAAUUAUGCUUUUUUUUAUAUUAUGCAUUCUUUUCUUCAGAUUUAUAAAGCUGCACGUACACAUCAUUCUGGGGUUUUUUUACUAAUUGGGGAGCUGGGUGCACAAGCCUCAUUUCCAAGAAGUACAGUCCACUGUUCGCCCACUGUUUCUCAGCAGCAGGGAGGGGAGUCUUUACCCACAGCUGUGGCGUUUUGUAGCAUUUCUGCAAACAAUCAUCUUGGUGGAAUCUUAGUCAUCAUUAUGAUCGGACGAAUGAUCACUUCCAGUUCAGGACAAACUCAAACGAUCAUUAACAGAGAGAAGAAGGCUCAAAUGUACAGUACAGGCCAAAAGUUUGGACACACCAAUCUCAUUCAAUGCAUUUUUCUUUAUUUUCAUGACUAUUUACAUUGUAGAUUCUCACUGAAGGCAUCAAAACUAUGAAUGAACACAUAUGGAAUUAUGUACUUAACAAAAAAAGUGUGAAAUAACUGAAAACAUGUCUUGUAUUUUAGAUUCCUCAAAGUAACCACCCUUUGCUUACUAGAAUAUAAGACAUGUUUUCAGUUAUUUCACACUUUUUUGUUAAGUACAUAAUUCCACAUGUGUUCAUUAAUAGUUUUGAUGAAUUUACAAUGUCAAUAGUCAUGAAAAUAAAGGAAAAACAUUGAAUGAGAAGGUGUGUCCAAACUUUUGGCCUGUACUGUAAAUAAAAGGAGUUUGAAAUGAUAAAUCAUUUAAAAUCACGUUCAUAAGUUUGCCUUUGAUUGACAUUGUGCUGAACGCUGUGCAGCCUGAUUAAAUAAUAGCACAAUCAGUGAAAUUGGCCAACAACCUGAAAACAAUGUUUAAUCAUAAGCUUACAUCUCUUAGCUCAUAUUCCGUGUUCAUUUUCAUAUCAACCUGUCUAUCUUAGCUUAAACCCUAAAACCGUGUGGACGCCUGGUCUGGAGCGUGCAUGCAUUAAACAUCAGCUUAUGUGUGGGGAAAAUGCAAUCACAUUUUUAUGUACAUAUCAUUUAUGGAUCUGGCCCCUGAUGUUGAAGAAACUCAACACUGUUUGUUUGUUUGUUUUUUGGGUGGAACAACAAAGAAAGUGAAAAUGAAAUCUAUUUUGUUUGUUUUUUUGUGUACAAAUUGAGUUAGAACAAGACUUCAUAGGAACAGUUUAUUCAAAAAGCUCUUGUAAAAUGUAUUUAUUUAGAUUGUGAACACUGUCAGUAAAUAAUCCAGUUCUGUUUGUUCAUUUAGACUCACAGUUAAAAGUUAACCAAAGGAUUUUCAAGCUCACUCUUCCUCAUAUUGACCAACACUCCAGGUUCAGCCUGGUCUACUAAAAGUUCAGAUCCUAUACACCGACACUACAUUGUCAAUUAUAUUUUGAGGAAAUCUUAUUUUUUGUCAACAUUUGAGUAUGUUGACAAAAUAAAAAAUAUGUAUCUAAUCCAGCCAGUCAGCAUAGGAUUUUAGUUGACUUAUUUUGCUAAUGUAGUUUACGUAACAAACAUACACUGUAAAAAAUAAUCUGUUUAAUUUACGGUAAAAUACUGGCAGCUUUGGUUGCCAGAAGUUCACCGUAAAAAAUACAGUUAAUGGGUUUUCUAUUGUAAAUGUAAAUGUAAAUAUCAGCAAAAACUGUCAUUUAGACUGAAUAUUCCCGUUAUUUUUAGGGUAAUUGUGUCAUUGUGACAUCAUGGCAUUUCUCCAUUAACUUUACAUGAAAGUUUUAUAUUUUUACAGCAGAACUGUGUGUUUCCUACAGUUUAUGACAGUUAAAGUUAAAGUUUCGUGCUAUUCUUUGAUUUACGGUAAUUAAAAGUGUCUACUACGGUGAUAUACAAUUUUUAAUUUUACGCCCUAUUUCUGAUGUAAUUUGACAGUUUUUUAUUACAAACAUUUUUUACAGUGUACUUAUUUCAACUCAAACCAGGAUCUUUUUCUGAACCUAACCAAAUAGUUUUAUUACAACUCAUAAUGUCAACCACAUGUUUAAAACUGAAACUGUAAUCCGAGGGAAAACUAUGUAAAAACUAAAUUGAUAAUUUAGUUUAGUUGUAUGGAAACGUAACUUUUAGCAGACAGGGUUGCCAGAUGUAUAUGCUGUUUGUGCUGCUGUAUUCACCAGUAAAGAGGGAAACAUGUCUGAUUGUGACCGUCCUUUGUCUUGUGCUACAUGUUGGUAAAGCUUGCAGGACAGGCUACAAAAACUCUACAUGUGUGUUUAGUGAGUUCCAGUCUGCUCUGGUUCACUGUUGUAUUAUUUUAUCAUGUAGAAUCAAGCAUUUUGUUUGUAAUACCGGAUGUAUUGUGGACCGAACUUACACACACCCUGUAGAAGUGUGGCUAGCUUGUGCUCGUUGACCACUAAAGAAAACAACAUUUGCCGGUGGAUAAAGUGGAGAUUUUGAACCCCUUUAUUUCCAAAUUAUGUUUUGUUUGUGACCAGUUUGUUGUGUUUAUGUUGAGAGGAAGUUAUUAUGCACUGAUACUUUAUAUCAAGUAUAAUUUUUGUAUUCUAAAGGUAUAUUAUUAUGAAACAGUGUUGAGGGUCAAAUGUUACAAAUAUUUCUGAUUUAUUUUAUUUAACUCUUACCUGUAGAACAUAGUAGGAAAUUAACAUUUGCAGUAUUUGUUAUAUUAUGUUCAUGUGAUGUAAUUCUGUCUUAAAUUUAAAGCUUGGUUAUAUUUUAGUUACAGCCGUCCCAAUAACAUUCAGUGGAUUUUAAUGCAUUUCUUAAUACAUAACCAUGAAUAAUAACACCUCCUAGCUUCUUUUUUGUUCUUGUAGUGUAGCGAGUUAGUUUUAAUGUUACCCAACACUGUUAACUGAGCAUAUGAAGUAAAUAAAUGAAUAAAGAUCUAUAUAUUUAUACAUUA